Messenger RNA from Lasiodiplodia theobromae, 1719 nucleotides. Its product is annotated as C6 transcription factor. Gene Ontology annotation, biological process: DNA-templated transcription. Gene Ontology annotation, molecular function: DNA binding; zinc ion binding; carboxy-lyase activity. The coding region runs from base 1 to 1719 and encodes 572 amino acids. The record is from RefSeq and is a predicted model, not a curated record. Lineage: Eukaryota; Fungi; Ascomycota; Dothideomycetes; Botryosphaeriales; Botryosphaeriaceae. The transcript has a single exon.
AUGGACCUUGGACAUGGACAUUUGGGCGCUACUCAAGCCCCUGCCCAGAGUGGACAAGCCAAGGUGAUCAGCGUCAGUGAUUGGGAGGGAGUUGUUUCUACACUGAAAACAAUUGUCACGGAGCUCGCCCAGCUCAAGAGUGUAAUUGGCCAGAAACAGGGCCACUGCUGCUCGCACUGCCAGUGCCAAUCACGUGCCGACGACGACGAAGGAGAAGAGCUUGGGCUAGUUCCCAGCCAGGGAAUUCACGUCGCCACGGGCUGCAGUGGUCAGACGGUGUAUGUGGGCAGCAAUUCUUUCCCUGCCGUGGCCACGUCAAUCAGCAGAGACGGCGAGGCCAGGGCACCGCUCCGAGAGCUAUUUGCCAACGACGUGCUGCCACUGUUCGGCCUUGAGAACGAGUCGGCCACGUAUCCGUUUGUCGACCUCUGGGGGCUGCCGCACGGCUCGCUCAGCCGCGUGCAGGAGCUCGCCGCCGCGCUUCCUAGCGAUGCCGACUGCUGGACCCUCCUCAAAUCCUACAAAGAAACAUCAUGGGUGCUGUUCCCCGUCAUCGAGGAUGUCGACGAGCUCGAGUCGGAACUGCUGCAGUUCCUGCUUGCCCGCCGUGCAUCUUCGGGGAUAACAGAGCGCACCAUCUAUGGCCGGAGACUGCACUGGGUGGGCCUUCUGUUCGCCGUGCUGGCGUCGGGCUCGCAGUGCUCGGGGCUGUCGCGGGGCGAACGCGAACUGACGUCCAAGGUCUACGUCUGCUGCAGCGCCGAAUGCCUGCGCAUCACAAACUUCCUGUCCUACUCGAACCACGCCACCAUCCAAACCCUCGUCAUCCUCACCAACGUCCUCUCCAACAACGUCAACGCCGGCGUGGCCUGGUCGCUCCUCGGACUCACCAUCCGCCUCGCCCAAGCCCAAGGCUGCGACCAGGACCACGCCGAACCGCCCGCGCGGCGCCUGUGGUGGUUCGUCGUCUGGCAGGACAGCCUCAUCUCGCUGACCUUCGACCGGCCCGCCGCAACGACGGCCUCGAUGCCGCUACCGGGCGCCCCCUUGAACCCCUACGUCGAAUCCAUGUCGCUCCUCAGCCGCGCCGCCCUCGCCAUCCUCGGCGAACGGCGGCGGCGGCGGCGCCCGCUCGACGACGCCCGCGCCCUGUCCCGCCUCGCGCAGCUGCGCCAGGACAUCCAGGCCGCCACGCGCGAGUCGUCGGCGGCCCACCUGCGCGACCCUUCGGCGGCGCGGACGCGGCGCCAGCGCCUCGAGGCCGCCGCCGUGCACCUGCACCAAGCGCACAUCGCGUCCGAGCUGUCCCGGCCCGUGCUGCUGCUCACCACCACCACCAGCGCCGGCAGCAUCCAUGCAGUCGACGCCGACCUCCUCCGCUCCUCCUGCCUCGCCGCCCUCGCCGCCACCGUCGACGCCUUCCUGCAGCUGCACGACCACACCCCGUUCGCCCGGCGUACGUGGAUGGCCGUGUACAGGGCGCUCAGCUGCGCGCUGCUGCUGGGCGCCGUCGAUGAUGAUCGGGACGGCAGUAAUAGGGAGCUGGUUGCGCGCCUGGUCGACGUGCUGGCCGACCCUGCCGCAGAACUGGUCGACAUGUCGCCGGCCGUGGGACGCGCGGUGGAGGCGUUGAGGGCUUUGUUUGGAUUGGAGGAUGGGCCGGGCAAGAGAGGGGAUCGGGAUGAGGUUGGGAUGCGAGUUGGGGCUGAUGGGUCUUGA